Molecule: messenger RNA, 1030 nt
Organism: Pocillopora damicornis (cauliflower coral)
Lineage: Eukaryota; Metazoa; Cnidaria; Anthozoa; Scleractinia; Pocilloporidae
Product: GPN-loop GTPase 2
Cellular component (GO): cytoplasm
Molecular function (GO): GTPase activity
Source: RefSeq, a predicted model, not a curated record
UAAAUAUGGCGGACGUUUGUGUAGGUUCAUAGUUAAUUUUAGUGAUUUUUGGUAAAAUUUCAAGAUGCCGUCGUUUGGCCAGAUUGUCAUUGGGCCUCCGGGCUCUGGAAAAAGUACAUUUUGUGCUGGGAUGAGUGAAUUUUUAACAAACUUGGGUCGAAAAGUGGCUGUUGUAAAUCUUGAUCCUGCAAACGAUUCGCUGAGUUACAAAUGUGCCGUAGACAUUUCCACGCUUAUCACUCUUGAUGAUGUGAUGGAGAAUCUUAAGCUUGGUCCAAAUGGUGGGCUUAUAUACUGCAUCGAGUAUCUCGAAAAGAAUCUUGACUGGCUGGAGAGAAAGCUGAAAGAUCUGAAAGGGCAUUACUUCUUGUUUGACUGCCCUGGUCAAGUUGAACUGUACACUCAUCACACAUCUGUGAGGAAUGUGGUCAGGCAGCUUGAAAAGUGGGACUUCAGACUUGCUGCAGUCCAUCUUGUUGAUUCACAUCAUUGCAGUGAUCCAACAAAGUUUAUUUCUGUUCUUCUCACAUCCUUGUCAACCAUGAUUCAUGUUGAGCUCCCUCAUGUUAAUGUCCUUUCCAAGAUUGAUCUGGUAGAACAAUAUGGAAAGUUAGCAUUCAAUUUAGACUUUUACACGGAUGUUUUGGAUCUGAAUUUUCUCCUGGAUCACAUCAAAGAUGAUCCAUUUACUCGAAAGUACAAAAAGCUGAAUGAAGCAUUAGUGGGUUUAGUUGAGGACUAUGGCCUGGUGUCUUUUAAAACACUGGAUAUACAGUCAAAGGAGAGUAUGUAUCAGGUGACCAAAUCUAUUGACCAGGCUAAUGGUUUUGCUUUUGGUGAACUUGAGGAUGACAGAGGGAAUUUCAGUAACCUAAUGUCUUCAGCUGUAGGAACAGAUUUUGAAUUUUUUAGGACGGCAGCAAUUCAAGAGAAGUAUAUGAAAGAUGAGGAUGAAAACUCCUAGAAAAAUAAUGGCUCAGUAGUGUUCAUUAAGGACAAGAAAAUAUCCUGCUUUGGAGAGAAGGCAUUA